Culex pipiens pallens (northern house mosquito) is the source of this 3351-nucleotide messenger RNA. RefSeq names its product UDP-glucosyltransferase 2-like. The record is from RefSeq and is a predicted model, not a curated record. Gene Ontology annotation, molecular function: UDP-glycosyltransferase activity. NCBI's taxonomy places the organism in Eukaryota, Metazoa, Arthropoda, Insecta, Diptera, Culicidae.
CAGCUUAUGUUAAAAGUUAAAUUAGGCUCGUACAGUCCAGAUUCGAUAAUCCGAAACCCUUGGGCAAAUUUCGGAUAAUCGAAUCUUCAGUUAGGUUAUUGAAAAAUUAAAAAUAACUUUUUCUUGGAUGACCAUUGAAUUACUUUAAAAUGAUUUAGAUUAUUAUAAAUCCAAGAUGGGACGGCCAAAAUGACAGUGGAAAAAAAUAUAAAUAAAAAAUGUAUAAAGUCGACUCUCUGGCUGUCACCUUCUCGAUAUCAAUAUUGCUCCAGCUGUCAAUAAAUUGUUUAGUCCCUUCUCGACAAUCCCUUCAAUAUCGACAACGGGAGAGUUCACUGUAUAAAUAAAUAUAUUAAAAAGUGAACUUAUAAAAAAUAAUCCUUUGAAUUCAUCAUGUUUUCAAAAUGCUGGUCACAAAGACCAACACGACUAACUCUAAAGCCAAUCUAUCCGGCUGUCCAAAAUUCAGUGAUAAGGCUGUGCUGCUUGUGGUCACUUUUAUUUUUUGACAAAUAUGCGAGUUAGUGAUACAAUAACCGUCGUAUCAAAAGCACAAGUCCGAUGAAGCAGUCGAUUUUGAUUCUGUUGUUCGGCCUAUCGCUAGCAGCCGUGAUUGAUGGAGCAAACAUUUUGUACAUUGCAGGCGUUGCAUCCAAGAGCCAUUUCAUAUGGAAUCGACCUUUAAUCUACGGCUUGGCAGCACGGGGUCACAAUGUGACGGCGCUGAGUUUGCAAGUUGAAAAUAAUCCUCCGGAAAAUGUGCACUUUAUUCAGAUGGAGGGUGUUUACGAGGCCAUUUUCAACGAUCCAAAAUCGGCGCAAUCCGAUUUCUUCAGCAUGGGCAAGAUGAGCCCAUUUGGGAUGCUGUUUGAGUUUGAAGAGUUUUGUGUCAAUUGUUGUCGGUUUAGUUUGAAAUCGAAAGGAUUUGCUGAGCUUAUGAACUACCCGGCUGAUUUCAAGUUUGAUCUCGUGAUUGGACCUUGUAUAUCGGCAGCAGCGCUUCACAAGUUCAGUCGUCCACCUUUGGUUUUGGUCACGGCUUAUAAUGGGAUCACGACGUCGACCCCGUUCGCAGGAUCUUUUGCAUACUCUGGUCUGGUUCCAAACCACGAGUUUGAUGCAACGGAAGAUAUGUGCUUCUAUGAUCGAGUCAUGAACUUUUUCUACAACACGUGGGAACAUUUACUGAAAGAGUGGUACACGUUUCCCAAAAUGGACGAACUGGUGCGUGAAAAGAUUCCUCAGAUUCCAUACGUAGCCGAUUUUAACAAACUUGCGCGUGUUGUCAUGCCGAAUGUGAACGCUGCAAUUCAAUUUUCGGAACCGUUGAUGCCGAAUGUAAUUCCGGUGGGAGGACUUCAGGUGGUUGAUUCUAAACCGCUCCCGAAAGAUCUUCAAACCGUGAUGAACAGUGCCAAAAAUGGCGCCAUUUUGUUCUCGUUAGGAUCAAACGUUCGCAGUGAUACCUUGGGAACGGAACGCAUCAUGGCCAUCUUAGAUGCUAUGAAAUCUUUUCCCGACAUUCAUUUUUUGUGGAAGUUUGAGUCUGACACGCUUCCCGCGCCGGUUCCAAAGAAUGUGUUCAUUAAAGAGUGGCUCCCUCAGAAUGAUCUUUUGGCGCACCCUAACAUGAAACUGUUCAUAACGCACAGUGGCCUACUGAGCACUCAGGAAGCAAUCUGGCAUGGCAUUCCUUUAAUAGGGUUCCCGGUGUUUGCCGAUCAGUAUCGGAACAUCAACUAUUGCACCAAAGUAGGCGUGGCGAUGAGGCUCUCGAUCGUGAAGAUCGAUGCUGAGCAGUUGAAGGCUACUAUCCAUGAGAUGAUGACUAAUGCAAGUUACACUCAAAACAUGCAACGACUUUCCAAAGUGUUUCGCGACCAGCCGGAGAAACCGCUGGACCGUGCCGUCUGGUGGAUCGAGUGGGUGCUGCGGAAUCCCGACGUGACCUACCUUCAGUCGCAUGCCGUCGAAAUCGGUUGGCUGAAAAAGAACGCGUACGAUGUGUUGAUUUUCCUGUUUGUGGCGGUGGCGAUCACGAGUCACGUUAUCGUCGGAGUAACUUACAGGAUUGCGUGUAAAAAGCACAAUGGGGGCAAAAAGUUGAAGAAUAAACAAGCAUAAUUUCAAACAAGUUGGUGGUAUUUAUUUCCUUGAUGAAUACGGGGUUUAUAUUGAUUUACCUGCUCUGCAAAAAAUGCUUCUCUUCUUUUUUAUCAGUUCUUUCCCAUAGUCAUUGUUAAGACAAAAUUCAGUAUCAUCACUUCAGAAGUAACUUGCCUUCUAAACUACUGUGUGAGCACACUUCACUGAUAAGAAAUUCUGCUUUGAUCAGCCAUUACUGGUGGUUUGCAUUAGUUUCAAAUUUCAAAUGCUUCACACUUGGAGCGCAACUUUUGCUUGCAGUUGAUCAUUUUGCUCACCAUGUCAACUAGAACCAUUGUUGUUACCGUCAACUGGGCGAAUCGGGAAACAUGGGGCGAAUUGGGACAUCAGUUUUAACCAUGUAGGAGCACAAUAUUUUGAUUUUUCUGACCAGACCAACUGGUUGGUUUCGGUUAGUACAGACUGAGACUAACAAAAUGUGUACAUCCAUUUCCAAACUUAAAACCAUUAAGUGCUCUAAACACUGCUGUCCCUAUUCAGACUGUAGUCCCGAUUCGCCCCAGAUGACGGUACUAUACUUUUGGUGUGCUUUUUCGGAGUUGCUAGUGCUGCAAAUAUACUUUUCCUUCACGGUAUUCCAUCACCUAGUCAUUCAAUAUGCUAAUUGAAAAGAUUUUGUGGUUUAUUCGAUUAAUUUGUGGUGGUUUCAAAGUAUUUGAUGGUUGCUUUUCUAUGUUUGUUUACCGUCAUCGUCGUUACUCACUACUUUUCCAUCAGCCAUAAUAUCUACUGUCUCUUCAUACUGCAUACUCCGAUCACAGAUACACGGUAUCGACUCCAAUCCUCGUUUUUGAUUUCCAAAGUGGAUGUCAUUUUGAGAACGGAAGAGAAAUCUACUCUAUGCACGGAGAAAAAAGAGUUCCUAAAAUCGUGAACAAGCGUUCAUGAAAAUGGGAACCACGAUCAAAGUAUUCAAAUUUCAUGGUACGUUUUCGGAAAUCGUACCAUGGGAUUUGGACACUUUGUUCGUGGUUCUCAUUUUCAUGAACGCUUGUUCACGAUUUUGCGAACUCUUUUUUCUCCCUGUGAUAGCUAUGAGUUGAUUUCGAAGGACACGUUUCUGUAUCCACACGCAGAUGCUCUCGUAAAUUUGAUCUUCCAACGGUUAUAUAUGAUCAGAUUAGGUUAAGUUAGAAUUCAAUGUAUGUGCUAACGAAAUUGAAUAUUUAUUUUCGACAUUUUUUU